Messenger RNA from Iphiclides podalirius (scarce swallowtail), 2763 nucleotides. The record is from the annotation of a GenBank genome assembly. Lineage: Eukaryota; Metazoa; Arthropoda; Insecta; Lepidoptera; Papilionidae.
AUGGCUAGCAUCGGCACCGGCGGUAGCGGCACUAGCACCAGCCCGCGACGUCAGCGGUACGGCCGUUCUUCGACCUCGAGCGUGACUCAGCUGCUGUCGGACGGCUAUUCUAGCAUCAUCAGCCGGCUGACGAGGCGCGGGCCCUCCGAGAAAAGUGACGCCGGCGUUGAUUCUAAAUUGACCGCCGCCCGAAGCCGAUAUGACGACAAAUUACUGGCAAACAAAAACCCGACACUAUCUAAUGUGCGGCGUUACGAUAACAGCAGACGCGUAUCGCCGUACUCGUCUCUCGCAUCCGGAUUGUCCCUGUCGACGAGGAAGUUAAACGACGAACGGGCAUACUCGAGCUACCUGGCUGCGACCAAGCCCCGGAUCGAUACAUCACCGCUGCAUUCAACCUCCGGUAUUAGCGCUCUCAGCCGCAGUGACUCAUUUCGCAGGGCGCACAUGAAGGACAAUCAAUCUUCGCCGUUCACCAAACGAUACCCACUAAAGGAAGCUAAUAACAAUAAUAUAGACAGUGCGCUUGCGCUUGGCAGCACCCGCAGCCGCUUAGAGGAUAAAUAUUCCUCGGUAUUAGAUAAAAUCGCCACACAGAAAAAGGAAAGAGCUCGAAAAGAAAAGGAGGAUCGUGAUAAGACCUUAGAGCCGGAACCGGUUGUCCCACGGGGCUUGAUGAGAAGCCUAACGACCGCCGUGUUUGGAGAAAAUUCGUUCAAAAGAAACCUCUAUUCCCGCGAAAAAACCAGGGACAAAACACCAUUCAGAAACACGACCGACCGCCGCCUAUCGUCCGGACACAAAUACGCCGAAAAGAACGACUGCAAGAACGGUUUUGACGCGACCACGAAGGACCGCUCGAACUUUGGCAAAGAUAGAGACAGUGUUUACCGUCGACAUCAAAGAAGAUCGCUCCGUGCCGAAAAGAGCGACGAGAGGAAAGGUGGCAAACUCUCGCUCCGUCCGGUCGACAUAAACAUACAGCCGGCGGCACGCGAUCUGAUCUCGCCGCCGCAGCAAACCUUCGGCGCGGACGCGAAGCCCCAAGUGACGCGGACACCGGCCUCGUCGCCUGCCAGGGAGGCGGGCAGGCAGAGGCAGAUCUACUUCCCGUCGAGCGACGAGGACGACGACAAGACCCCGGUGGGGGAUCGAGUGUUGACCGAACGCGAGACCAGGCGCAAGGAGAUCCAGAGUCUAAUCAUGAAGUACGCCCACCUGGACGAGGUGUACGGCCGCAUAGCUGACAGGGAACCGAACGGCGUCGUCGCCAACGCCCCGCACGCGAUCCGCAAACCCGAACCGCUCGGUGUGGGCGACGUGGUGGCCCUCCCGCCUGAGCUACGGGCCCGCCACAGGCCCCAGCGGCCGAGGCACCACAUGCGGCGAGCGGCGACGCCGCCCCAUGUACGGCACACAUACAAUUGUCGCUUGUCUGACGGGCAACCGUUCCAUUGUCUGAUUGUUGGGUACAACACAACUCGGGUCCGUGGCGAUCGCGUGGCGCUCUCCGCACACUCCGUGGCAUGUGGCGUGUGGCGUUUGGCGUGUGUGGUGCGGGUGCGGGCGUGGCGCGCGCGGCGGCGCUGUCUCGGUGGUGGCUGCGGCGGUGGCGGUGGCGGUGGCGGCCCCGUGCAGAGCUCCCGAGCCCGCUCCUCCGUCAAGGACGACAAGGACGGACACCUGGUGUACUGGCCCGGAUAUGUCAUGGGAGCGAGAUAUAAGAUCAUCGACACGCUUGGUGAGGGCACGUUCGGGAAGGUGGUGGAGGUGAAGGACUUGGAGAUGGAGCACAGAAUGGCUCUGAAAAUAAUAAAAAACGUUGAAAAAUACAGAGAGGCUGCAAAACUAGAGAUAAACGUAUUAGAGAAGCUGGCUGAAGUUGACCCGGACUGUAAACAUUUAUGUGUAAAAAUGCUGGACUGGUUUGAAUACCACGGUCACAUGUGCAUCGCAUUUGAAAUGCUCGGACAAAGUGUAUUUGAUUUCUUGAAAGACAACAACUAUCAGCCUUACCCAUUGGAGCAAGUGCGGCAUAUCUCGUACCAGUUGAUAUACAGUGUGCUAUUCCUGCAUGAGAACAAACUCACCCACACAGAUCUCAAGCCCGAGAAUAUUUUAUUUGUAGAUAGUGACUACGAGGUGGUCAGUGUAUAUAAUAGCUCUAAGAAGACACAUGACUUACUGCGCGUUAAGCGCAGCGACGUGCGGCUGAUCGACUUUGGCAGCGCCACCUUCGACCACGAGCACCACAGCACCAUCGUCUCGACGCGCCAUUACCGCGCGCCAGAGGUCAUACUUGAACUGGGCUGGUCUCAGCCGUGCGACGUGUGGUCAAUCGGUUGCAUCAUGUUCGAGCUGCACUUGGGCAUCACACUGUUCCAAACGCACGACAACCGCGAACACCUCGCCAUGAUGGAAAGGAUCCUCGGGCCCAUUCCCUACAGAAUGGCACGGAAAACAAGGACAAAAUACUUUUACCACGGCAAAUUGGACUGGGACGAAAAAUCGUCAGCCGGACGGUACGUCAGAGAAAACUGCAAACCGCUACUGAGGUACAUGCAGAGCAACAGCGAGGAACACCGGCAGCUGUUCGAGCUGAUCGCUCGCAUGCUGGAGUACGAGCCCUCGCAGCGGAUCACGCUGCGUGAGGCCCUCGCGCACCCCUUCUUCGCCAAGCUGCCGCCGCACCAGAGGCUCGGCAAUGACCGGUCCCGGUGCAACGGGGAGAGUUCCCGCGAACGCUCGCACUCGCUGAGCAGG